AUGCACGCUAUAUUCCAAGAUAACAUGCUAAAUCCUUUUAAGUUUAUUCAUGUGUGGGAAGUUGUCAAAAAAAUAGUUAGAUGGAGGGAACUUGCAACACAUGAAGAAAUUGUUAAUCCGUCAAAAAGAAGCCGAACAUCUUCAUAUUCGAGCUCACAACAAGUUUCAUCGGAUGGUCACGUAGGCAUUAAUCUUAAUGAUGAUAAUGACGACAUCAAAAAAAUACGCCCGCCUCCUCGUCCCAUGGGAAUGGACAAAACAAAAACUCGGGAAUUAGGAAAAGGUAAAGCGACAUCUUCAAAUUCGUCGGUCGGAACCGAACGGCCAGCUAGACCGGAGGAAAUGAUGGAACAAAUGACACAAUUGAAUACAACUUUAGAAAAACAUAUGGUUGAAACAGUCCAACUCACAUAA
Molecule: messenger RNA, 414 nt
Organism: Lactuca virosa
Lineage: Eukaryota; Viridiplantae; Streptophyta; Magnoliopsida; Asterales; Asteraceae
Source: the annotation of a GenBank genome assembly